UCUUUAUCAAUUAUAACAAUUCUCUAUAUGUUGGUCACAUUUCUGUUUUGCGCCAUGAGUGAGUACAGUUGAUGAAAAUGUCUUUAUGGGGAAUAAGGAGGUCUGUUUCAUGUUUACUAACAGGCCUAUUUGUGAAAAAUGAUGUGUUUGGCCUGUUUGGUUGAUAUUCCUAAACUCAAUCCUGAGUCAACCCCUGAACCCCUUUUUUUUCUCCUCCUUCGUCAUUAAAGGACACAUAAGGACAGCACACGAGCACACACAGAAUGUAAUUUGUAUGUAUAUAUUGGGGCACACAGUGUUUCUAAUAUGAAAGACCACAGUGAAGCUACCAGAUGUGUCUCCACAGACACUCAUACUGUUCUCUGAGUAAAUGAGGCACCACCUCACCAUCUUUGUUUUACCUCCGACAACCGUCAGCUCCUUUUUUUCUCCUCAAAGCUUUGACAUGAAAAAUCGACACUCUCCUAUGGAUCUGAUUGUUUUUUUCCUUAAUAAGGCACCUGUCAAACAUGCAGACAGAUAAAUGUUUGGAGGUGAAUCAUGGCUGAAGGGAUGGAUUCUUACCGUUCGUGAGUCAGACGUGGGUUAUGUUAUUGUCUUAUGCUCGGUACCACCAGGGAAGACGAUGUGGUGGUCUGCACAUGGCAUGAAAACAACGGGCCUCUUUUUAAAGAAUGACCGUCGUAUGCGGUUCUCCAGUCAGAUGUUUGCAGUAAGACAUAAACUUAAAGAUUACAUUAAGAAAUGUCCAUCAUACAAAGGACCUCCCACACUAUAGGAUAUGAGAAUGAGCCUGGAGCUUGUGCUAAUGCUUCUUGUACACAGUCUCAACUGACUGUAUGAGAGGAAACACAUUAGAACCCAAUGACAGCCUGUUUUAAGAGGUGUCAUGUUUGCUCAAUUUACAAAAACCCAGGAAAAACAGUGCUGCUCAGUUCUUUGGUCUCCUCCAUCAUGCUGGUUCCAGCUUUGCUCCAGACCUCGCUGAUUCUCUGGUUGGCUCAGCAAACUCUGCAAGGCGGGGUUAAGCCUCAGAGUGUAGCCUGGGGGAGAAUGCUGCCAGCCAGAGGUGUUGGCAUUGGAGUAAAACCUGGAGCAGGUGCCCUUGGAGCACUGGGGAGCCGAUAUGGCAGCAAAGCAAUGAAGACUGGAAUUGGACGUUAUCCAGCGGCUCAGCCUGGUGCUGGGGGUUACAGAGCUCUCGGAGUAGGAGGUAGAACAAGCCUGAAGCAAGGUGGAUAUGUCCCCCAGGGAGCCAACGGCGCCAGUCUGGGAUUGGGGGCUGGACUUCCAAAUGGACUGGGAAUGGGUUUGGGCCAGGGAGGGAAACGUGUUUAUGGCGCCGGCGUUGGCACUCUGCCAGGAUAUGGGACUGUACCCGGCAUGGGCCAACCCGCAGCCCGAUCAGGUGUGUCUGCAGCAGACUUGGGCCAGGCUGUUCAAGAUCUGAAGACAGCAAAAAGCAGAACACUUGGUUCCUUGUUCCUUGGACCUGAAAUGCCCGACAUGAGGAGAAGCAGUAUAAUCGGUCACACUGCUCCUGAAUUACAGAAAGAAACUGGCUUCAGACCUGAUGUACUGUCACCUGGAACACAGGUCAAAAGCCUUGAUCCACUAGUAAAGUCACCGAGUCUUGGACCUACGACAUUUCUUGAUAAGAUAAGUAGAAGUCUUGGUCGGCCCGUUCCACCAGCACGAGGAGGAGAAAUUUAUGGGCUUACAUUCUCACAAAGAAAGAGCACCGCAAGCCAUGGAGCCACAAUGGCCACUGGAGGUGCACGACAGCAACACCCUGUUGAUGAAGACAACAUCAGAAAUCUGGGUUCCUCCAGAGACUACGAUUCAUCUAUUCAAAAAAGUCAGCAAGCCAGAAACUAUGGAUCCACUAGAGAUUUGUCAGAUGCAUCAGAAAUAGAAAAAUACCGUGAGCUGUUGGCUUCAGAAGCACAGAGGGCUCAAGGUUUAGCGCCUCAGCCUCGUAUUGGUAAAGACGGCAAACAUCUCGGUCUUGCAACUCCUCAAGCACAAGGAGAGGAAACAUAUCGACUUUCACAAAGUCAAGAUACCAGAACCUAUAUAUUCUCUCUUCCUCCACCGAGUCAGAGAUCCAGAAUAUAUUUAUCUGCUGGAGCAGACGGGCAGGGUAUUGAAAACCUUGAGCUUGCAGGUAAAUACCCAAACAGCCUUAAAAUCAGUGGGACUGUAGUUGCAGAAAACCAUAAUCAGGCUUCUGCAAAUCCUCAAAUGCAAAGAGUGGAGAGCGAUGUACCGGUGAUCCCAGGUGCAAGUGGAACCAAAAAUUUAGCUUCAGCAGGAGGGCAAGAAGGAAAAGGCCUUUUCCAAGCUGAACAUGAUGGCAGAGAGCCAAAAGCUCUCGAUAUCCCAGAGCAGACUGGGAGGAGUACCCAGGGAACAAGCUAUAACGGUGGAGUGGGAACCUAUCCUGGAGCAGGCCUGGGCCCUGGAGGCUACGGUCCAGGUUUGGGACAGGGAGCGUACCUGGGUGGCGCAGCUGGAAAACUUGGAGCUGCUGCUCUUGGACAGGGAGGGUAUCCACAUGGCGUUGCAGGGAAGUCAAACGGCUAUGGUGAUGGAGCAGCAACAGGAUACCUCGGUCCAAUGGCGGCCAAUGGCUACGGUUACCCAAAUGGGAAUGGGAAUGGAAAUGGGAAUGGUUAUGGCGAUGGCUAUGGAGCUGGGCAUGGUUACCCUUCAGAGUUAGCUGAUGUUGCUGAGAACAAAGCAGGGAAGAGUCAAGGAGCCUACGCCGGACAGCCCCAGGCAGCGUAUGGACCACUUGGUGCAGGACUGGAAUCGCCCGCCGGUAAAUAUGGAGGAGGAGCUGCUCAGGUUCCUUAUGGUGGAGCUCCAGUGAUUCCCACUGGACUGGAGGGUGACGUCGGCUACCCGUACGGCGCUCAACACCUCGGCCCCGUCGGUGAAAGCGCCAAAGCCUCAAACAAAAAUGGAGCCGGAGCAGGAUACGGAGUUCAUCAAACAGGUUACGGCGCACAGCUAGGAGCAACUCAAGAUGUCUUGGGAGAACCAGUUGGCAAAUAUGGCGGCGCUAAUGGAAAUGGAUACAAAGGCUAAUUCAAAUGAGCUGGACUUCUUCAAGUGGAUCAUUUCCAUCAUGUGUUCACUGUAAUGUGUUUUUAAAGCUUUUUUUGUGUCUAUUCUGUCCAGUUGUGUUGUCUGUUUUGUCUUUUUUUAAAUUUAAAAAAAAAAAAUUGUUAAAAAGCCCCUUGUCUUUCUCUGUAAGUGGAGGUUUGCUGUGCCCCACCAGUCUCAUUCUGUCAAAGACUGGUGGUGAACAUGAAUAAGUGCAAGAAAAGUGUCUCUAUGUUUCUGGAAUGAAUAUUAAAAUGAUGAAAUUUACUGUUUUAAUCCAAUAAAUUAUAAAUCAAAUGAUGCUGAA
Molecule: messenger RNA, 3418 nt
Organism: Thunnus maccoyii (southern bluefin tuna)
Lineage: Eukaryota; Metazoa; Chordata; Actinopteri; Scombriformes; Scombridae
Product: glycine-rich protein DOT1
Exons: 26
Coding region: 865-3093 (742 amino acids)
Source: RefSeq, a predicted model, not a curated record